Molecule: messenger RNA, 660 nt
Organism: Strongyloides ratti
Lineage: Eukaryota; Metazoa; Nematoda; Chromadorea; Rhabditida; Strongyloididae
Exons: 2
Coding region: 1-660 (219 amino acids)
Source: RefSeq, a predicted model, not a curated record
AUGAUUUAUUCUGAUAAAAAAUUAUUAUCUUUACAAUUGAAUGACAGCAAUGCUUCAUUAAGUCGAUUUCCUUCAAUAGAAAAUAUUGAGUAUAUUGAUGUUUUAAAGUUAAACAAAAGCAAAAGACAAGUUCCAGAUAUAAAAAAUAAAAAAAAUUUCAACUUUGCCAAUAUAGUCUUUCCAUCAAAUAUGAGUAUAUACAAAGAAAAUACAGUAUCAAUAAAAAGAAAAAACUCUUUUGGAGUGAGUAAUGAAAGCAAAAAAAACAAUAAGUUGAUUGAGUCUUUUAAAAAGAAACAAGAUAAUAGAAUUAUAAAAGAAAAAAAUUUAAAUAUAACUAAAGUAACAGAUGAAAAGAAACCAAAAAGUGAUUCUAAAAUUUUAGCUUCUAAGAAAACAAAAAAGUUAGAAGAAGAAAUGAGUGGUUUAAGUAUUCAAGAUCAAUCUACUUGUUCCAAUUGCCCAUACUGUAUAGAGGAAGAAAAAAUGGAUCACGGAAAACAUUGUGAAGACAAACAUCACGAGCAUAAGACAGAAGAAUGCCAUAAGAAGGAGCAUUGCCAUGAGAAGAAAUGCCACGAAACUGAGCAUGGACAUGAAAAGGGACAUAAACAUGCUGGUGGUGAACAUUGCCACAAGGAUCAUAAAGAACAUCAUUAA